Molecule: messenger RNA, 2763 nt
Organism: Rhagoletis pomonella (apple maggot)
Lineage: Eukaryota; Metazoa; Arthropoda; Insecta; Diptera; Tephritidae
Product: delta-aminolevulinic acid dehydratase
Exons: 1
Coding region: 262-1248 (328 amino acids)
Biological process (GO): heme biosynthetic process
Cellular component (GO): cytosol
Molecular function (GO): porphobilinogen synthase activity; zinc ion binding
Source: RefSeq, a predicted model, not a curated record
UGCUAUUACUUCCUCAUAUCCAAUGAAUUUCACACAAGCAAAAGCGGGCCGGUUUGGGCUGCUUAUAGCGACGUUAUGUAUAUUCGGUUCGAAAAGUCACGCACUCAUCCAUUCAAAUGCAAACUCAUUGUUGGAGUAUGGUGGACGCAAUAUAAAACAUCAGCGGUACUUAGGUAAUCAAUAGGGCAAACGCGAAUAGCUUUUUAGAGUGUAAAGUUGAUCGUAGUUGAUCGUAGUAAAACAAUAAAAAUAUAAGACGAAAUGGAGAGAAAAUUACAUAGUGGUAUUCAUCAUCCCACCUUGCGUAUGCUACAGGAAUCAGGUUGUGAAAUAACGCCCCACAAUUUAAUGUAUCCAAUUUUUGUAAUUGGAGAUGAUGACGCAGUCGAACCUAUAAACAGCAUGCCGGGUCAAUCGCGUAUGGGUGCCAAUCAGCUGCGAAAAUUUAUGGAACCACUUAUACCAAAGGGUCUUUCUUCGAUUCUCCUGUUUGGAGUUGUGGAUUCCCAUUUAAAAGAUGACCGAGCUACCAAUGCUGACUCAGAUAUAAAUCCAGUUGUACGGGCACUACCUCGUUUGAGAAAGUGGUUUCCCACACUUUUAAUUGCUUGCGAUGUUUGUCUUUGUCCUUACAUGAAGCACGGACAUUGCGGAAUUCUUGGAGAAAAUGGGCUUUUGAACUCUCAAAGCAUUGAACGUUUGGCAGAAGUAGCCGUUGCAUAUGGCAAAGCGGGUGCGCACAUUGUUGCUCCUUCGGAUAUGAUGGAUAAUCGAAUUCGUGCUAUCAAAGAAGCACUGAUAGCAGCAAAUUUAGAAAAUCGUGUAUCUUUGCUGUCAUAUUCGGCUAAAUUCGCAUCGAAUUUUUAUGGCCCCUUUCGCGAUGCUGCUAAAUCUGCACCAGCUUUCGGCGAUCGGCGUUGCUACCAGCUCCCUAGUGGAUCAAAGGGCCUAGCAAUCAGAGCUGUUCACAGAGACGUGGUGGAAGGAGCAGAUAUGCUUAUGGUGAAGCCAGGCAUGCCAUAUCUGGAUAUAUUGCGUCAGACAAAGGAUACCUAUCCAAGUCAUCCCUUAUAUGUGUAUCAAGUGAGCGGAGAGUAUUCGAUGCUUUAUUUUGCUGCCAAAAAUGGAGCCUUUGAUCUAAAGGAUGCCUUAAUGGAGACAAUGAAAGGUUUUCGUCGAGCUGGAGCUGAUUGCAUUAUUACGUACUUCACACCAACACUGUUAGAUAUCUUGCUUGAACUUAAAUAACACAGCGUAUCAGUUUUUACCUUUUUCAUAUCGCAUAUUAACUGAAGGACUGUAUUAACCCAAAACACACAAUUUUUCAGGAGAUGCAUUCCAAGCUUUCAAUUGACACUCAAUGCAGAUAAUUGGAAUGCAUAUUCGCUGCUUUAACGACUAGUUCUGUAUCAUCCCAAACAUUUUUUUAUUUUGUUGUGAGUUUUAGUAAAUGGGCCAUAUAUGUAUGUGUACUUAUAUAUGUAGGUAUGUAUGUUUUAUAUCUACGAGUCUUAAUUUUAAUGUAACUGACGGUCGUAUUUCAUAAAAUAUCUACAUAAGUCCGAAAAAUUACAAUUUCAUCAGCAUAGUUUCUAUGUGCAUACAUGGAAAAGCAUACAGCGGUUUUCGGAUUUUCAUUUGUGGUUUUCGGAACUUUUGUUUUCUUGAAAAAACUAUUGGAAAAGGUGUAGGUAGUAUUUGAUGCCAUUUUACUGAGGAAUAUGAACAUAUGUACAUAUUCCCGCAUGGAAAGCGCGCCUACUUUGCUGCGAAAUAUCUGAAUAUCUCAAAGCUAGAAACUAUAUACACCUUUUUCGUUCUAUGACGAAUAAGGCACCCACAUAUCCGUUUGAAUAAUUAACGUACCCAAAAUCACACCGAGUAAACGACUUGACUCUUUAUGCCUACAAUUAUUUCAACUAAUAUUUGUCAAUGCUAUUCAUAUCAGGAAAUGUAUUCCAUCUAAUUUUCGCGGUAGUUUAAACAAAUGAUAUUUUAAGAAUGUCCGGAAUGCAUAUUUCCUUUAACUUGAUUACAGUCUCUCACUUAACCCGAUAACAAAUUCAGUCAUGGCGCUUCAUAUUAAAAUCAAAAACUACAUGCAUAAUUAUUUAAUUUUUAUUUAAGUAUGGAUUUGCAACACCGACGCAUUUGACACCAAUUAGAGAACCACGUUGGAGACCAAGUUGAUAACUAUAUAUUUCUCAAGUUGAGAAAUUUAAUUAUUUCCAUAUAAAAAAAUGCACUUUUUGUUGCGGAUGAUAUGAUUCUCCAGUUGAGCUAUAGUUGAGAAACAACGUUCGAGAUUUGAGAAGUACCCUAGUUGUCAACUUAACCUCAAGUUUAACAAAAGCAUAAAUGUUAAUGGGUUUGUACUUAUUUCAUUGAGUCUUUUUUAUGUACAUAUACGUCCUAGAAUUAGACAACUCUCUACCUUCUUGGUUACUUAACUAAUGUUGAUUAUAUUUUAGUUUUACAUAUGUACAUAUGUGUGUACAUAUGUAUGUACUAUUAGAUAUUUUGUUGCGCUAUUAAAGAUCUUGCUUUUGAUUUUAUUGUGCUAAUAAUUUGUAUAAUAAAUGAAAAAUGGGCAUGAUUCUAAAUGUGUACUACAUAUGAACAUGUACAUACAUACAUAUAUGUAUAUAAACUACUGGUGUUACCGGUGGUCAUUAUACACAUGCAUACAUACAUACGAAUAUUAUGUUCCGUAAGAAAAAAUAAAAUACAAAGGAUCAAUUCUGUGAUCACAUUAAACGCAAA